Aspergillus versicolor CBS 583.65 is the source of this 789-nucleotide messenger RNA. RefSeq lists its product as uncharacterized. The transcript has a single exon. NCBI's taxonomy places the organism in Eukaryota, Fungi, Ascomycota, Eurotiomycetes, Eurotiales, Aspergillaceae. The record is from RefSeq and is a predicted model, not a curated record. Bases 174 to 626 code for a protein of 150 amino acids.
CAGGUAUUCAACAUGAUUGUUACUGAUAAGGAAAUAUCAAACCCCUCUGUCUCGGAAAUGCUAUCUAAAGACCAAGUCGUUGAACGGUGCCCCGGAAAGGUCUCGAUUAUAAUCAUCUAACAUACACUACUGUGAAUAGGAAGGUCUUCUUUAUCAAGUACAACAAUGUUAAAAUGGCCGAAGCCCAUGCUCAACUUUACCUUUCCACUCGCAUAAACGCAAAUUCCCAGUCAACCAUCUGCAUCCCGGAACUCUACCUUGCCUGGCUCCCAGACCAUAGCUCAAGCGCUUACCUUGUAAUGGAAUACAUCGAUAUCCAUCACUUUGCGUCCGACGAAGAGCGGGCAAGGGCGCUGUCCGAGCUAAUCGCCGUGAAGACGCCGCCGGGAGUGGUCAGGAUUAUGGUACAGUUGGUUUCAGCGAUGAGCCAUAAUUAUGUUACUACAGUAAUAUUUACCGAGAGAACUUCCCCAUUGACCAGUCUGGGAAUCUCUGGGUCGUUGGCUUUGAUACCACGGGUGUGCUUCCAGCAAGCUUUGCGAGUUGGCCUUUGGAUACUAAGUAUAAACACCCUCUACCCGUUCCUAUUCGGAGGACUAUCCCACUCGGCACCUCGAAGAAUCUGAAGCCUAUGUUUCGAGCUUAUCGGUUUAACCAGAUAUCUAUCGGGCAAGCCAGCAUAUCUGCAUCUUAUGGAAGGUAUAUACUCACUCUCUUUAUCUCCAGUGAGGUAUAAGUUGAUGGAAGGGCGGCUUAGGAUAGGCGCCUACUGAUACCCAGGAUAUCAGU